UUAUGGAGCUUCUUCUCAGGUUUUGUUUGAAGUCGAGUGAACAUGGGAACGUCGACUGACCGAGCAAAGCACCACAAACCUCGCGACUCAAGUUACGACUUGAACAGCGACCGGAUUCAAGCUGCCUCCCAACGGCUAUAUUCCCGCAUUGACGAAGCGACUCCUCCCCCGCUAUGAAGGCUACCAUCGAGACCACCGCCAUCACCACCGCAGCGCACGCUCUCCCAACGGUCACUCCUCCCUCCCUCUUCUUUGCCGCUUUGAGCACCGCACUUUCUCUUCCUCUGUCCUAAACGGUUCUUUCUCUCUGUUCGAUUCCAUCUGCUCCGCCUCAUUCAUUUGCGAGAUCUAAGACAGGAUGGAGACGGCGAAGGUGCAGCACGUGAGCAAGGCGUCGUCCGACGAUCUCCUCCGCAAGUUCGCCGAGCUCGACGACGGAACCCCGGCCGGCCCCUCCGCCCUCCUCCGCCACGCCUCUCCUCUCGUCACCAGGAAGAGAUCCAGGCGCACCGUCUCCGCCGGCGACGAGGCCGUUAGGGCAAGGAGGCGGAGGAAGAGCAAGGGCGGGCUGGCGGAGCGGAAGUCCCUCCUCCCCAUCUCCAAUCGCACGCCCGCUUCUCUGCUCCUCAAGAUAGGGAUCCGUCGGCCCGAGGACGGCGCCCCUGGAAUCGGACUCGUCCUCGCCAUUGCUCUUGAGAAGACGUGGCGUAAGACUGUGGAAGGUGCAUCGAAGGUGUUUGUAGAAAAGCACCACCAGAAACAUGUUCGUCUUAUCAGUGACAUGGUCUGAAUCGACCAUAGCACUCUCUCUCUCUCUCUCGCUUGGGAGCAGCAACGAC
Molecule: messenger RNA, 839 nt
Organism: Musa acuminata AAA Group (dessert banana)
Lineage: Eukaryota; Viridiplantae; Streptophyta; Magnoliopsida; Zingiberales; Musaceae
Exons: 2
Coding region: 359-790 (143 amino acids)
Source: RefSeq, a predicted model, not a curated record